GCGUUAAGAAUGGACGGUCAGAGUUUUUGAGAGGAGAUUUAUUUCUUAUUUUACGGGGAUAUAUCUGUGUUUGUGUGUUACAAAAGUCGUUGUGCAUGUCCCAUAAUGUCGGAGGAUAAUAAGGAUAGCAAGAGACGGUUAUCUUCGGAUGGUUCGACACCAAAACCGGACAGUAAGUUAGCCAAAACAGGGAGGGGAGCCAAUGGCGGGCAAGUCGGCACGUUCAAAAAUACACCACCGCCCGCACAUUCGAACACUGCGCAACCAGCAUGGGUGGAUCAACUAAUGAUUCGAAUCGGAGAACUUGACGCCAAAAUGUCGAAAAUUGACAAAGUAAGUUCAGAUUUGACUACAUUGUGCGAUCGCAUUGAAAAUAUACAGACUAGAGUUGGUAAUCUAGAGAAGUUUACUGGUAACUUGGGGAACUCGAUGGGGGAAAUCAAGAAAUCUCAGACUAGCCUAAAAGGAGACGUUGAGGAAACAGUUAAGGAAAUCAGAGAACUCAAGUUAGCGAAUAAACAAUUACAAGGCCAAAUUACAGAUCUGCAGGCAAGAAGUAUGAGGGAUAAUUUGCUUUUUUUCGGACUCGCAGAAUACCGCGGCAGUGGAAAGGAGAACUGUGCAAAUCUGAUCAACGAGUUCUGUGAAGCAGAACUGAACAUUGUUGACAUUAAAGAUAAUAUCGAGCGUGCCCAUAGGAUUGGACGAUUCCAGUACAACAAAACAAGGCCUAUUGUUGUGAAAUUCUCGAACUUCAGGGUCAGGGAAAGUGUCAGGACAUCUGGAUACAAGCUCAAAAACAAGCAGUACAACAUACGAGAACAAUUUCCUAAAGAAAUCGUUGAGAAACGAAAGGCUUUAAUGCCUAUAUUGAGAAAAGCAUUGGAGGAAAAUAGAAGGGCUGUAUUGAAAUACGACAAACUAUUCAUUGACGGCAAACUAUACAUGGGAGAGACAGGAAACACCAUUAACACAGAGGCUGGCAGAGACGAUCCCGAGGAUGACGAGCCUGCGGACAUACUUACAGAGGACGCUGGAAACGGCAGAGGUGAAGCUUAGGGGCAAUCGGAGGAUGAUUUCGUGAAGAUAAUCAGCUUGAACAUAAACGGGGGUUUUGCCAGUAAA
Messenger RNA from Magallana angulata, 1125 nucleotides. RefSeq lists its product as uncharacterized. NCBI's taxonomy places the organism in Eukaryota, Metazoa, Mollusca, Bivalvia, Ostreida, Ostreidae. The coding region runs from base 106 to 1059 and encodes 317 amino acids. The record is from RefSeq and is a predicted model, not a curated record. The transcript has a single exon.